AUGAAGCUUGACCCGAAGGCGAUUCGCUAUCUUACCUCGGAAGAUUUCCGUGUGCUCGCAGCAGUCGAACAAGGUAGCAAGAACCAUGAAGUUGUACCGACUCCCUUGAUCGCACAGAUCUCUGGUCUACGAGGCGGUAGCGGCGUCAACCGUGCCAUCUCGAAUUUGGCAAAGACCAACCUCAUCGCGAAGGUGAAGAACGCCAAGUAUGAUGGUUACCGACUUACCUAUGGCGGACUCGAUUACCUGGCCCUCAAUGCCCAUCAGAAACAAAAGUGCAUUUACUCCGUCGGUAACCAGAUCGGGGUCGGAAAGGAAUCAGACAUUAUAGUCGUUGCGAACCACGAAGGGACACAACGGAUUCUGAAGAUCCAUCGACUCGGUCGUAUCUCGUUCCGAACUGUAAAGACCAACCGAGACUACCUGCGGAACCGAAGCACAGGAUCAUGGAUGUAUAUGUCGCGCCUGGCCGCGAUCAAGGAAUUCGCCUUCAUGAAAGCGCUACGGGAGAACGGCUUCUCGGUACCAGAGCCGAUCGCGCAGAACAGACACACGAUUGUAAUGAGUUUGAUCGAUGCCUUUCCACUCCGACAGAUUUCGAAGGUCCCAAAACCAGCCCUCCUUUACGCUGAGUUAAUGGAUACAAUCAUGCGAUUGGCCCGCUAUGGCCUGAUUCAUGGUGACUUCAACGAGUUUAACAUUCUCAUCAAGGAGGAAGUGAAUCCGGAAGCAAAGGGGAAAGGACGUGAAGGAGAAGAUGACGACGAAAACCUCAAAUUGACCCCAGUGAUCAUUGAUUUCCCACAAAUGGUAUCUGUCGACCAUCCAAACGCCGAAAUGUACUUUGACCGCGACGUGAACUGUAUCAAGCGCUACUUUCAGCGAAAAUUCCACUUCGUCAGUGAUGUACCGGGACCUUUCUUCGCUGAUGCCAAGAAGCAGUUAAAGAAAAAUCCAGGCAAACGGCUCGAUGUUGAGGUUGAGGCUUCAGGUUUCUCAAGAAAAAUGGCACGCGAGCUUGAGAAGUAUAUGAAGGAGGUUGGCGUUGAUGGGGACAAUGGGGAAGCUGAUAAGGAAGGUGCCGAGAGUGACAAUGAAGAUGGUUCAGGCUCAGAAGAUGACACUGCAGGUCAGAGCGAGACAGAUACAAAAGAGGAAAACUCGAAUCGCUCACUUGAAGAGAGUUCUCAGAAACUCGAACAGUUGCAUGUGUCGUGA
This is a messenger RNA of Aspergillus nidulans FGSC A4, 1218 nucleotides long. RefSeq names its product protein kinase RIO2. Lineage: Eukaryota; Fungi; Ascomycota; Eurotiomycetes; Eurotiales; Aspergillaceae. Bases 1 to 1218 code for a protein of 405 amino acids. The record is from RefSeq and is a predicted model, not a curated record. Gene Ontology annotation, molecular function: ATP binding; protein serine/threonine kinase activity; catalytic activity. The transcript is spliced from 3 exons.